Molecule: messenger RNA, 1460 nt
Organism: Oryza sativa Japonica Group (Japanese rice)
Lineage: Eukaryota; Viridiplantae; Streptophyta; Magnoliopsida; Poales; Poaceae
Molecular function (GO): protein binding
Source: RefSeq, a predicted model, not a curated record
CGUCGGACUCAUCAGCCGAGAUAGAUCAGAUCGAUAUGGAGGAGCCGCCGUCCUCGUCGUCGUCGCCGGCUCUGCCGCUCGACAUCGUCGUGGAGAUCGCGGAGCGCUCCGACCCCAUCACGCUACUCCGAUGCGCCGCCGCAUGCAAGCACCUCCGCCGCGUCAUCUCCGGCGAGGGCUUCCGCCGCGACCUCCGCCUCCGCAACGCGGACGGCUUCGUCCCGGGCCUCCUCCAUGGCUUCUUCUUCCAGCCUCGCUGCCCCAGCCCCCAUGACCACGGCUACAACUACGAGCCCCUCCGCUUCGUCGCCGCCGGCCGCCACGAUCACAUCGCCAGCGGAGACAACUGUCAGAUACCGUCCUUCGUGUCGGACUCCGACGAGAAUAAUCCUUGUCGGCGCAUCGAACCCGUGGCGGCGCGCGGCGGCUUCGUCGUCCUCCGGACCGGCGAGUUUUCCGGGAAGGUGUGCAACCCUAUGACGGGCUACGUGCGGGCCAUCGACAUGCCGAGGAAGACAAGCAAGGGUGAGGGGUCGUCCUACCUAGUGCUCACCGCCGACGACGGCGGCGAUGGCGUCGACGUCGGAGUGACCUCCGACGACUCCGAGCUCCACCCGUUCAGGCUCCUCGCCGUGCGCCUUUUCGCGAGGACACGCGUGGAGAUGCAGGCGUUGACCACGGACACUGGCACGUGGGGCCCAGCCACCACGCUCGCCGUCGUCAAUACCGGCUGCCUCGGCCCGCGCCCCGUGCUGGUCCGCCCGCCCGUCGUCGUCGCCGGCGUCGCCUACUUCCUCGGCGAGAUGUCCGGGAGAGACGACCGGACAUACCAACUCCAACGCCGGAUGUCCCGGGUGAGCUUCGACCCACCAUACCAGCACUCGCCGCCGCCGUCCUACACCUACUUCGUCCUCGCCGUCGACGUCUCCAUCCGCCGCCGCGACGGCGAGACCGGGGGAACAACAGCGGCGGCGACGAUCAUGCCGUUGCCCACCACCGAACUCCGUGCCCCGUCGUGCACCGGCGAGGCAACCGUCACGCCGGGGCAGCUCCUGCUGGCGCCGUCGUCGUGGCGCGGCGGCGACAGGAGGUCGUCGUCGUUGGCGCUGCUCGUCGGCCGAAGCACCCAGGUGGAGAUAUGGACGAUGAAGCUGACCUGCCACGGGAUGGCCUUGCUCCGGAUGGCGUGCACCAAGGUCGUCGACUUGAUGGGAGUACCCCGGAGUCCCUGCUCGCCGCCGGUGUCGGAGUCGGAGGUGGCGCUCCUGUGGUCCGGCGACGCGAGCGGCGCCGUGGUGCUCCGGCUCGGGGGGACGGUCUGCCUGCUGGACCGGCGGCGGCGCGCCAUUGUGGUCCGCGCGCUCGGCGAGGAGUUCGUCGAGUUUCGCUCUGGGCGUCGCCAUGUGUUGCUGCCGUAUGAGGUCGGUUUGUCCAGUUGGGUUCCCUCGAUUUCUCCAUGA